CCCCGCCCCCAGGCACCUGCGGAAGGGUGCUAGGCACAGCUCCUUGCAGAGGUGAAGGGACAGCAGCGUUGGCGGGAAGGCCCGGAGCUCUGGCACGCGGGCAGGUCUCACAGCUGCAGGGCUGCUAUGAGCCUGGUAGCCUGUGAAUGUCCACCUGGCCCAGGUGUGGAGCCAGAGCCCUGUUCGCGAGCACGGUCCCAGGCCUGCGUGUACCUGGAACAGAUUCGUAACCGGGUAGCUACAGGGACACCUGACAUGACCAAGCGUGACUACCUGGUAGAUGCAGCUACACAGAUUCACCUGGCCCUGGAGCGAGAUGUUAGCGAAGACUACGAGGCGGCCUUCAACCACUAUCAGAAUGGUGUGGAUGUGCUGCUCCGUGGUGUGCAUGUUGACCCCAACAAGGAGAGACGUGAAGCUGUAAAGCUGAAAAUUGCCAAGUACCUACGGAGGGCAGAGGAGAUCUUCAACUGCCACCUGCAGCGGACACUAGGCAGUGGAUCUUGCCCCAACACGGGCUUCAGCAGCUUGAGGCUCCGGCCCAUCCGAACGCUGAGCUCUGCUCUGGAGCAGCUGAGGGGAUGCAGGGUCGUCGGGAUCAUCAAGAAGGUGCAGUUGGUCCAGGACCCAGCAACAGGAGGAACCUUCGUUGUGAAGAGCCUUCCCAGGUGCCACAUGGUAAGCCGGGAGCGGCUGACAAUCAUUCCACAUGGAGUCCCCCACAUGACAAAGCUGUUGCGGUACUUCGUGAGUGAGGACUCCAUCUUCUUGCACCUGGAGCAUGUGCAAGGAGGCACUCUUUGGUCACAUCUACUCUCCCAGGCCCACUGUCAGUCUUCUGGGCUCAAGUCUGCCUCUGCCCAGGAGAAGUCAAAGGCCCAGCUCAACACCCACCUCAGCCUCAUGACGUCAGCGAAGCUCAUACCAGGCCACACCUUGGGGCAGGGCAGAAUCCCAACGGAGCCUCCAUGGACUUCUCAAAGCCUUCCACCGACCAAGGAGAUCCCAUCUCUCCAGCGUCAGAGAGAGGCUGACGGUGAACCUUCAGCCAGGACCAGUGCUUUCUAUGCUUCAGGCCUCACAGAGACCCCAUGUAGCCACUUGCGCAGUCAAGUCAGGCGAGCAGGCCAGAAUUGGAACCCUGCACCCACUGGGAGGCUCCACUGGGUACGGGAAGGGGCUGACCGGGUGCUAGGGGCCUGUGGCCGAGGCAGAGGUCAGAACCCCACAUCAGUGAACAGGGCCAGCCUGGGGAGUGGACGAGCUGCCUGGAGCCUGAGGGAGGAUCAGGUGACGCUGUGGGCGGCUGAGAUUCUGUUGGCCCUGGAGGCACUGCAUGAGCAGGGGGUGCUGUGCCGGGACCUCAACCCGCAGAACCUACUUCUGGACCAGGCAGAAGGUCACAUCCAGCUUACAUAUUUUGGCCAGUGGUCAGAAGUGGAACCUCAGUGCAGCCAGGAGGCUGUGGACUGCCUGUACAGUGCUCCAGAGGUUGGGGGCAUUUCUGAGCUGACUGAAGCCUGUGACUGGUGGAGCUAUGGGUCACUUCUAUAUGAACUACUCACAGGAACGGCACUGUCCCAGAGCCACCCCUCAGGAUUCCAGGCCCACACCCAACUCCAGCUGCCUGAGUGGCUCAGCCGCCCAGCAUCUUCUCUGCUGACUGAGCUGUUGCAGUUUGAUCCCCAGCGGCGCCUAGGUGCUGGAAGUGGUGGCACCAGCAAACUCAAGUCCCACCCCUUUUUUAGUACUAUCCAAUGGAACCGACUCAUGGGGUAAGAGGUGGGUAAGUGGGCACAAAAGAUGGCCUGCUUCUCAUGACUGCCCACCACCUGGGCUGGCCCCUCUCAUCAGCGAACUUCAGGGAAAGAAGGCAGGGCAGUAGCCGCUUUUCGCUUUUCCUGCUCAGAACCUGGUUGGGCCUCAGAUUGAUGACUGAUACUGUCCUAAAAAAA
Molecule: messenger RNA, 1955 nt
Organism: Acomys russatus (golden spiny mouse)
Lineage: Eukaryota; Metazoa; Chordata; Mammalia; Rodentia; Muridae
Gene: Rps6kl1
Product: ribosomal protein S6 kinase like 1
Exons: 11
Coding region: 127-1779 (550 amino acids)
Biological process (GO): protein phosphorylation
Molecular function (GO): protein kinase activity; ATP binding
Source: RefSeq, a predicted model, not a curated record